AUGUUGAGUCGGCCAAGCGUGUUUUUCCACCCUUCUGGUCUCUCCUUUCGUCGGUGCUGUUACGUUUUCGACGUUCCCGUUCCGCCGUUCUUCCCCACUGACUAUUUCGCGCAUUGUGUCUGUGUCAACCUUUUUUUUGUUGUUGAUCGCAGCUUCUCAAUCACGGUCUUCUUCACGCGUUUUUCACAGAAGAGGACAGACAGUACGCUCAAUGUCUACUUCGCUCCAUCAAGUUCUUGGCCGUCAGAUUUCGCUUUUCCAUUCUCUCCUUCCUUCGUCCUCCCAUACCAGUCACCAUGUCAUUCGUACGGCUCCCUCACUUCCCCAACCCCCCCGUACUACGGUCUCCCCCCUUGUUACACUCAACCCACCCUCCGAAUUUCCAUGCUCUCCCCGCUCCCUCCUCUCCUGCGCGCUAUCCUGCAGGCGCUGGUGUAUCUGAGGGGGUUGGACGUGGAGGAUUAUAAAGACACCAAGUCGGGUUACAGCAUCACCUUUGUGCUACGCCCUCCUCCUUCCUGCGCUUCCCACUUCUCUCCUACGCUCCCCCCAACCCCUGCUCUCCUGCGCACCACCCGUGCAGGUGUUGGAGUGUUGGAGUAUCUGAGGGGGUUAGACGUGGAGGACUAUAAAGACAUCAAGUUGGGUUACAGCAUCACCUUCACAUUCGCGGAGAACCCAUACUUCUCAAAUAAGGAGCUGACCAAGAGCUACAAAUACACGGAGGAGGGCACUGCCAACGUGGAGGGCACCAAGAUCGAGUGGAAGGAGGGCAUGGACCUGACGGCACAAAAGCCGAAGCAGGACAAGGCAGGCAAGAAGAGACAACUGGAGGAGCAGGAGAGCUUCUUCAAGUGGUUUGAAGUGGACGAAGCCACCCAGGGCACCUCACCACCCGAUGAUGUGAGUCAGAGCGGUGGGAGGGGGGGGAUCAUGUCAGUCAGAGCGGUGGGAGGGGGGGGAUCAUGUCAGUCAGAGCGGUGGGAGGGGGGGGAUCAUGUCAGUCAGAGCGGUGGGAGGGGGGGGAUCAUGUCAGUCAGAGCGGUGGGAGGGGGGAUCAUAUGA
Messenger RNA from Closterium sp. NIES-65, 1065 nucleotides. The record is from the annotation of a GenBank genome assembly. NCBI's taxonomy places the organism in Eukaryota, Viridiplantae, Streptophyta, Zygnematophyceae, Desmidiales, Closteriaceae.